This is a messenger RNA of Paramacrobiotus metropolitanus, 813 nucleotides long. RefSeq lists its product as uncharacterized. Lineage: Eukaryota; Metazoa; Tardigrada; Eutardigrada; Parachela; Macrobiotidae. The coding region runs from base 217 to 702 and encodes 161 amino acids. The record is from RefSeq and is a predicted model, not a curated record. The transcript has 2 exons.
AACCGCAAAAGACAUGCGAUGAUUUAACCGUUAUGCAAUCACUGGGAAAGAUUCUCCGCAACCAACGCGAUGUAUAUGUUUACAAACUGAAUUUUAUUGCCUACUUUAAGUCUUUAACUGGGCUACUAAACACCGCACACUGUAACGUAUAAUUACUGCACUGUGCUUGUUAAAGCAAGCAAUUUGAUUGUCCGGAUAAAAAAAGACCUGCGGAAGAUGGAGACACAAACACUUAAUUCCUCCAAAGCGAUAAUCAGCUGCCUUGUGCUGCAGUUUAUAUUGGGCUUCUUCAUUCCUGUUACUGGUGCUUCAUUUGGCAUUCUGACUCGGAUCUACACUCGGUAUGCCCUGUUUGGACGCACGAUGCUGUUACUGUUGGUCAGUUGCCUGUAUAGCAUAACCGCAGCGUCUCUCGGUUUUCACAUGCUUCUCCGCCGGAUUCGGAGCAGCAGCUACAUGGAAAUCUUGGCGCUACUGAAUAUCAUCAGCUCCUGUUUGACGGCCAUGGCACUGGGCUGCCAGAUCCUGGGUUUGGGCACACUGUUGGUACGAAGCCCGCUAUCUUGGGAAGCCUGGCUUUUCGGUCUGCUUAUGCUUCUGCCACCCAUAGUGUUGAUGUCUAUAACUAUCUACGUGGCUGUUCAAGCUAGAAAUAUUAGUGGGAUGGCCGCUAAACGAGAAGAGGUCAAGAUUCUAUGCUAGAAAGUGUCUUACUGUGCCGGUAAAAGUGACUGUAAUAAUAGUGUGCUUGGUUUGUGAAAAAAUGGGAUGAGUGCGUUACAUCGACCAACAACGGCCCUAUGGCUUGCAAGG